GUCGACUCCACACAAUGUUAUGGACAAGUAAAGAUCACAAAAGAUUAGCAUGUAGGGUGGCAUGGGACUCAACAAGGUAGUAUUUGAUAUACUACAUUGUUUGAUAAUGGAAAUCAUACCAUGAGUCUGCACACGCAGCCUCCAACAACACAUAUAAGCUGAUUGCUCAACCUACCCCACCCGACAGCUAAACAUCAACUACUCCAUCCAGAUUCUUUAUUCGGUACAGGGCCACCAUUGACAGGAAAACCAUCUACCACAAUGACGGGCUCAACCUCUUACCUCGACGCACUCCAACGGGAUGGCUUCGUCGUCAUCCCCUCGCUCCUCACCGCCGAAGAAGUCGAGCACUUCCGCGCCAUCGCUACAAAAGCAACAACCCUCGCCCGCAACGGCCAAUGGCCUCACUUCCGCACCGUCCCCAAGCACACCCCCGCCUCCGAAGGCGGUAUCUGGGGCGUCCAGCACCUCCUGCACCCACAGAUGCCCGGCCGCACGGAAUUCGCUCGGUUCUAUUUCUCCGGGAAGGUCCUAGCGGUCGCGGAGGAGCUGCUCGGAGUCAAGGGCACAGGGUCAUCGAUCGACGCUACCGAGCCACUGGUGAUGGAACUAUUCAAUCUGCUUGUCGCGCCGGAAACGAAGGAUUUCGAGCUCCGCUGGCACCGCGAUGAUAUUCCUGAGACCGUAUCGCCAGAGGAGGAGAUACGGUUGCUGCAGGCCAAGAGCCCGCAGGGCCGGCAGUCGCAUGCGCAGUAUAAUCUGGCACUGUGUCCGGAUUCCUCGCUGAUUGUGGUCCCGGGGUCGCAUCGGCGGGUACGCACGGAGACGGAGCGUAGUGCUGGGCCAUAUGAGCCUGAACUGCCGGGUCAGUUGGUGGUGGAGCUUCGGCCGGGGGAUGCGGUGUUCUAUGAUAGUAAUAUUCUCCAUCGGGGGUUCGAGGAAACUAGGUUGACGCUGCAUGGAAGCAUUGGGUUGAAGGUGUCGGCGUCAGGGUCCGACGCGGAUGAGAAGGUUCGGGCUACUGCGGUGCUGCAGCACGGUGUUGGUUCGUGGGUGCACCAGGAGGAUGCUGCGUUUGAUAUUGGCGAGCGAGCGGAGAAGAUGAGGGCGAACUUGAUAGCGCUCGGGACGGGCGAGGGCGUCGGAUAUUCUCUACAGGGCUAAAGU
Aspergillus novofumigatus IBT 16806 is the source of this 1167-nucleotide messenger RNA. RefSeq names its product phytanoyl-CoA dioxygenase family protein. NCBI's taxonomy places the organism in Eukaryota, Fungi, Ascomycota, Eurotiomycetes, Eurotiales, Aspergillaceae. The record is from RefSeq and is a predicted model, not a curated record. The coding region runs from base 262 to 1164 and encodes 300 amino acids. The transcript is spliced from 3 exons.